Messenger RNA from Pimephales promelas (fathead minnow), 1814 nucleotides. The record is from RefSeq and is a predicted model, not a curated record. NCBI's taxonomy places the organism in Eukaryota, Metazoa, Chordata, Actinopteri, Cypriniformes, Leuciscidae.
GGCAGCCAAUGUAAAACUCGAAUUUUGUUCUGAACUGAACAAGCUUGAUGUUUAAAUGCUGCGUAGGCUGCAGCUGAGUUUGGUGUUUAUGGUUUCCGUUUUAUUGCUGUUUCGUUCAUUAUUGUUCAGUUCAACCUGAAACAUCCAAUCUUCGACGUUCAUUCUGUAACACAUUUUAAAGAUGCAGGUUAUUAAGCAUCCUGUUGAGAGACUGCAUACUGCUCUCCUGUCCACACAGAAAGAUUUAAUAAAAACAUAUAAAAAAUUCAGCAGAGCAGAGAAGACGUUUCUAGAAGAUGGACUCCUCCCUGGCAAUUCACUUUUCAGCCCCAUCACCAUUCACUCAGAUUCAGACUGGAUUCCUGCACAUCCAGAAGACCUUCAAGACUUUCAGAGUUUUUACAUCAACCCAUACCGCCGUUCUCCAAACCCUGGACAUAAAACCAUCUAUAUUCAAACCAUUGGCUCUUUUGGUGAAGGAGCGGUUGUGGCAGAGCAGUAUGUCGAAUGGAUGAAGGACUACUGUCAGGCAUUCUUUUACGGACUAGUGGUCAAGCUUUUGCCACCAGUAACAGUUGCUUCAACAGCCUGUUCAUUUCGGGUCAACAACAACACACAUAAUCUUCAGCUUCAUGCUGGAGAGCUGUUGAACUUCUUGAAAAAGAGGAAGCCAAGUGAUGCUUUUUGCAUUGUGGGGAUCACCAUGAUCGACUUGUACCCUAAAGAGUCAUGGAAUUUUGUUUUUGGCCAGGCUUCUCUAACUGAAGGAAUGGGAGUCUUCAGCUUCAGCCGAUACGAUGAUCAUUUUUAUGAGAGAAGCUAUGCAGGGCGGCUUAAGAAGAAAAUAGAGCUAAAGCAAGGAGACUAUUCUGUGUUUGAAAGUUACUACACUCCUCCAUUCACCAGCGUUCUCCUCCUCCGCUCCUGCAAGACCCUGACUCAUGAGAUUGGGCAUAUAUUUGGAAUGGAGCACUGCCAGUGGCUAAACUGUGUCAUGCAGGGCUCCAAUCACUUAGUGGAGUCUGACCGUCGGACACUUGUAUUGUGCCCCAUCUGUUUACGUAAACUACAGUCUGCAAUUGGAUUCAAAAUAGCUGACAGAUACAAGGCCAUUCUGCACUGGAUUGAAGAUGGAGCUGACAGCAAUGGACAACAUUCAAAACCCACACAAGCCUUUCAAGAGUAUAAAGACUGGUUGUAUAAGUGCUUACAAAUAUUGGACAGUGAAACACCAUAACCAAGAGGUAUGAUCUUUUUCUACCUGCCGACAAGCAAUGUCCUGACAAGUUGAGACAUGCUACAUGAGAUUUGGUGAGAAAGCUUCUGCUUGGAAAAUACAGGCAAAUUUAUAUGUAAAGUAGUACUUUUGGUUUGUAUGGAUGGAUCAAACAAAUUAAAGUUCCAUUUCUCUCUUUUCUUUGUUUUUGCUUUUAAGAUUUCGGUCAAAUCAGAACACAAUUUUCAGACAGCAGUCUAAAAAAGUAUGUAUUUAUUGUUUAUCUGAUUUAAAGAUUGUCUUUUGUGCGGAAAGAGAAGAAAACAUUGCACAUUCACAUUCCACUGAACAUACAGUAGAUAAUUCCUUUCCAGUUAUAAAAUUCAAGUCAUGUGACAGUUGUUCAAUAACAACAAAUACAGUUUUACCUAAAGAGGUUAGUGAUGAAGUGGUCAUAAGACACUUUCACAUUUGAAUUUGGCUUUGCAUUACAUUGGACAUCCUUCAACUUCAUUUCACAGUUGCAUCAACCUGAGCUCUGUAAAGCAUGGAAUUCACAGUAAUCUCUAUUUUAUAUAUAUUACGGCUGUCAAACGAU